Caenorhabditis sp. 36 PRJEB53466 is the source of this 1424-nucleotide messenger RNA. Lineage: Eukaryota; Metazoa; Nematoda; Chromadorea; Rhabditida; Rhabditidae. The record is from the annotation of a GenBank genome assembly.
AUGGUCAGCGCUAUAGUCUUUAACGAUGAGAAGGUUCCGUGCAAAGAUUAUCAUCGGGUUCGGAUGCCUGAAAUGAUUCCGACGUAAGAUUAGGAAGGAUUGGGUUGAAAGAUAUUUCAUGAUACGUUUAUUUCAGAAAUCGAAAAGCUCCGAUUGGCUACAACAUUUGGAAACCUCCCGUUUGCCUCGUCAAGCUGGCAUCCGGACUGAUUCUAGUCGCAAUGAUAACUCUGCUCGUUGUCUGUACCUACCAAAGAUUCAACAGAUCAAUGCAGACUAUGCGAGACGAGCAAAUGUUCAACGAUUUCAUUCUGCAAUACGACAGAAGAUACCCGUCACUCGAAGAAUUUGAGUUCCGAUUCAAAGUGUUCGUUCAAAAUGUUCGAGAGUUUGAAGCCGAAGAGAAGAAACAUUUGGGGCUGGAUCUGGAUGUGAACGAGUUUUCCGAUUGGACCGACGAAGAACUGAAGCUGAUGAUUAUUGACGAAACAGAGGUGCAAUUCGAGGGACUCGCCGUCAGAUACGACGAGAACGUUUUAGAGGAUGGAGUGAAGCGCCCUGCCUCGAUCGAUUGGAGGACUGAAAACAAGCUGACUGCGGUCAAGAACCAGGGACAGUGCGGUUCGUGCUGGGCUUUUGCGACAGUGGCGGCAGUCGAGGCGCAACACGCCAUCAAGAAGGGCAAAUUGGUGUCUCUGUCUGAGCAGGAGAUGGUGGAUUGUGACGAUAGGAAUAAUGGUUGUAGUGGAGGAUAUCGGCCGUAUGCGAUGAGGUAAUUACGGUGUAGUUUGAGCUGUGAAUCAAAACCCAAAAUAAGCAUGAAAGGGAAAAAUACAAAAUUUUUGAACCCGCAUUGAUUUCCGACAAGCAUAAACAACGUAAACAAUAUUUUUCAGAUUUGUGAAGGAGAACGGUCUGGAAACCGAUCAGCAGUAUCCGUAUUCUGCAAUGAAGCAUGAAACCUGCUCCUUGAGAACUAAUGAUACUCGUGUUUUCAUCGAUGACUACCGAAUGCUCUCUACAAAUGAGGAGGACAUUGCCGAUUGGGUCGGAACCAAGGGACCUGUUACUUUUGGUAACAAUUCACAUUGUUUUCUGCACGACUCAUCAUUUUUUCAAGGUAUGAACGUUGUGAAAGCUAUGUACAGCUACCGAGGUGGAGUUUUUGCGCCGACUGUUGAGGAUUGCGCUGAAAAAACGAUGGGAGCCCACGCUCUGACUAUUGUCGGGUACGGAGGCGAAGGCACAAGCGCCUAUUGGAUUGUGAAGAACUCCUGGGGUAGCACUUGGGGCACAAGCGGGUGAGUUCACGUAGAUGUGUUGAGGAUUGACUUCAAGUCCGAAAUUACAGUUACUUCCGCCUGGCUCGUGGUGUGAACAGCUGUGGAAUGGCAAACACCGUCGUUGCACCGAUCAUCAACUAA